CGCUAUUGAUCGUACAACAUUAUGGAAUACAAAGCCUUCCUUGAUACUACAAUACUUCAAGAAAAACGACCGGUCACUUACCGAUCUUUAGCCAGAAGUCAAAAUAUACAUGUCAAUGUUGCAAAACAAGCUUUAUACCAUUAUACCACUGUCGAGUCAAGUGCUGUUGCCAUCUAUUGUCUUACUGGUACUCUUGCUGACAAUACUUUAUCCGUUCGAUUGGUGAAUCAAGCUGAUCUCCAAGAAAUGAAGAAAAGAUAUCGUCAAAUCACUGGUAUUCAUGUGUAUAGUGUAUUACCUUAUGAUCCCAAGGAUCUUUCUGUUUUGGUAACAACUAAUACGGAUAUGGUGACUAGUUCUCUUGACGAUAAAAUCAAGAAUGGGUUGAUACAGAAUAAGUCACUGAAAAUUAUAAAUAACACAUCUUCCACCACCACUCCUGCCGCUACACAACCACCUUCUGUUAGUAAGAAGGAACCAUCUACUGCUCCAGUCUCAUCUUCCACUACCAAAAAGCCUGCACCAGCUGCAACAAAACCAGUUACUCCAAGCAAACGAAAGGGAACCUUAUCUUUUGCAAAGGCUAGUAGUCAACCUAAGAAACAAGCUGUGGAGGCACCAAAGACAUCACCUUCUUCAACAUCUCAACCGCGCAAGGUCAAAACAAUUCAAGAAUCUGAUGAUGAUGAAUCUGAGGAUGAAGAAGAACUUGAUGCAAGAUUAGCCAGGUCUGCCAAGAUCGAAGUGGAUGACAUAUUCAGCGAUGAUGGUGAUGAUGAUGAUGAAGCCAUGACAGAUACUGGUAAGGAAGAUAACGCCGAAGAUAAAGGAGCACCGUCACCGACUAUGGAUGUUGAUGAAGAAAACGAAACAACAGCGGAUAAAGCAUCCAUUUCAAGCAAGUCAGAUGAAGAGGAAGAUCAGCAACAGGAACAAGUAACUACACCAGGCAAGGUACGACGCAAGGUGCAAAAGAAGAAAACCUACAAAAAUGAACGUGGAUUCUUAGUGACAGAAGAUGUUUGGGAAUGGGAAGAAGUAGAUGCCGAUGAAGUACCAAAGACGAGUGCUCCUUCACCAAAGAAAACCCCACCAUCCACUCCAUCAAAAAAGACCUCUGGACAACAAAAAAAUCUGUUGAGCUUCUGGGGUAAACGAUAGAUAUUAAUUUAGUUUUAUUAGUAUAUUCUGUAGAAAAAAAGAA
Molecule: messenger RNA, 1204 nt
Organism: Halteromyces radiatus
Lineage: Eukaryota; Fungi; Mucoromycota; Mucoromycetes; Mucorales; Cunninghamellaceae
Product: DNA polymerase subunit Cdc27
Exons: 10
Coding region: 22-1161 (379 amino acids)
Biological process (GO): nucleotide-excision repair, DNA gap filling; DNA replication; DNA strand elongation involved in DNA replication
Cellular component (GO): nucleus; delta DNA polymerase complex
Molecular function (GO): DNA-directed DNA polymerase activity
Source: RefSeq, a predicted model, not a curated record